This is a messenger RNA of Gossypium arboreum, 1494 nucleotides long. RefSeq names its product glucuronoxylan 4-O-methyltransferase 1. Lineage: Eukaryota; Viridiplantae; Streptophyta; Magnoliopsida; Malvales; Malvaceae. The record is from RefSeq and is a predicted model, not a curated record. Gene Ontology annotation, biological process: xylan biosynthetic process. The transcript has a single exon. The coding region runs from base 197 to 1204 and encodes 335 amino acids.
CCUCGAGUCAAUUCAUGCAAAUUGAUAUAAAUGGCCAUAUCUUAAUGCUUCUUAUUUUAUAUUGAUUGUAGCUUUAAUGGGGAAAACCGCUGAUACUAGUUGACUUGAAACCAAAGCAAAAAAACCAUUGUCUUCUUCCUGAUCGAUAACAUAAUAACAACCCCAAAUUUUAUAAUUACCUUGGGAGGAGGAUGCUAUGGUAGUGGCUGUAAGGUGGUCGAAAAGGAAGAAAAUGCCUCCCGAAGAAUCACAGUCUCGUGCGCUUCCGGUUAUUCCUUCCGUUCAGUUUUCUAGUACUGUGGCAUCAGGUACCGGCCCGAAAUUGGAUGGAGCCGCUAGAAGGAUGAAAUUUCGGGGAAAGAAAUUACUUCCGGUGCUUGUUUUCAUCUUGUCGUCCCUUUCCAUUCUCAGAUUACUUAAAAUCGCAAUUACUACUACUACUUCACAUUCUUCACCUCGAGCUGCUGCGUUGUCAUCAUCCAUUCAACAAGAAUGUUCAUCUUCUGAAUGCAGUGAGGUUCAAUCGAAUGCACCAGGGGUCGAGUCUGGUCCACGUAAAACCGUCGCCAAUUCAGCCUUUCUCAUCCCUAAGGAAUUCGUUUUUCUUUCAAAUCUCAUUACCAACAUAGCACCUUGCAAUCUCCUUGUUUUCGGUCUUCAAACGCAGUACCUCAACCUAUCAUCUAUAAACGCAGGAGGCAUCACUGUUUUUCUCGAAGACGACCCUUACAAGAUAAGCCUAAACAAAGCGGAUUCUAAUGGGACUCGGGUUUAUAAAGUUAAGUACCAGGUACCAGCUAAGAAGGCAUACAAGCUGCUCAAGCAUGCCAGGGAAAACCCUGUUUGUGCACCGAGUACAAGUCUGCUCCAGCAAUCAAGUUGCAAAUUGGCAUUGAGAAAUUUACCACAAGAAGUAUAUCAGCUUAAAUGGGAUGUCGUGGUGGUGGAUGGACCUACUGGGGACGCACCGGAAGCACCAGGCAGGAUGUCAACCAUCUACACUGCUAGCAUAUUAGCAAGGUCUGGGAAGACGACCGAUGUUGUAGUACACGACGUUCAUCGGAUGAUUGAAAAAUGGUUUUCUUGGGAAUUCCUCUGCGAAGAGAACUUGGUUUCAGCUAAAGGAAGAUUCUGGAACUUUCGGAUCUCCAAUCAAUCGAAUGAUACAAGGUUUUGCUCUUCUGAGACGGUUCGGAUAGAGUAAUAGCCUUCUUUUUAUAUCUAACCAAAAUCAGAGUGCCACAUGAGUGUCAUCUAUGAAUAACAUAAUUAUCCCUCCGCAUAGCUAACAGUGGAAUUCAGACGAAUUGGAUGUUGUCCAUCCGUGUAAAUGAAGAACAAUAGACACACUCCGUCAGUCAGAAUUGAAGGGUGUUUGCCCUGCUCCAUUUUCUCUUUCAUGUGUGUAAAUUUAGAUAAAAAGGAAAGAAUAUUGUAUUAUUGUCGAAAGCCGUAAAAAAAAUAAUAAAAAAAGAACUCACUCAAAUAAAUAAA